This is a messenger RNA of Abrus precatorius (Indian licorice), 1097 nucleotides long. Its product is annotated as ubiquitin-conjugating enzyme E2 2. The transcript has 6 exons. Lineage: Eukaryota; Viridiplantae; Streptophyta; Magnoliopsida; Fabales; Fabaceae. The record is from RefSeq and is a predicted model, not a curated record. Bases 340 to 810 code for a protein of 156 amino acids.
AUAUUAAGCUGAGAGUGGGGAAGGUUGAUUAGACUGCAAUACAUUAACAAAUACAGCACGCAUCCAAAUUCUGAGAAUGCAUAUUGAAAGAUCGAAGCAAUAACUUUUUCUCUGCCGCCACGGGUUUGGAUCCCACACCCAUAACCCUUCAUCCAUUGAAUGAUCUUGCUUUUCCCUUUCAAUCUUAAUCCGACUCAUACAUAACGGAAUCGGCCUGUUGGUUGGGUGUGUCUCUUUGCAAAUAGUGAACUAGGUUCUGCUGUGCGUGUGUGUGUGGGCGCGUUUUGUUGUAAAGAAAAUUGAAGUCAUUUUCGUUUUCGCUGUGGUGGUUGGUUUUUCAUGGUGGUAGCAAUGUCGACUCCUGCUAGGAAGAGACUCAUGAGAGACUUCAAGAGGCUGCAACAAGACCCACCUGCAGGAAUCAGUGGAGCGCCCCAGGAUAACAACAUAAUGCUGUGGAAUGCUGUCAUUUUUGGUCCUGACGAUACUCCAUGGGAUGGAGGUACGUUUAAGUUGACUCUCCAAUUUACUGAGGAUUAUCCAAACAAGCCACCAACUGUACGAUUCGUCUCUCGAAUGUUUCAUCCAAACAUUUAUGCGGAUGGAAGUAUUUGUCUGGAUAUAUUACAAAAUCAGUGGAGUCCUAUAUAUGAUGUAGCUGCCAUACUCACUUCUAUUCAGUCAUUGCUUUGUGAUCCCAACCCAAACUCUCCUGCGAACUCAGAAGCAGCUCGAAUGUUUAGCGAGAACAAGCGUGAGUACAAUCGAAGAGUGAGGGAAAUUGUGGAGCAGAGUUGGACAGCUGACUAGGCCAAUCUUUAUGUGGUUGUGGGCCGUUGAAGACAUGAAUUAGGCUGCAUUUCUACAUAUAAAAUGACCGUGUCAACCUACCAAAUUUUAUGUCGUAUUCCUUACUGUUCUGAAUGUUAGGAUCAUCUUAUCUUUAAUUCAUUGUAGUUUAUGCAUUGUUCAUGUCAGUUCAUGUAAAAUAGAGUUUUCUGUCAAUUUGCAUCAGAUUGUUCUCAACACGGUUCAAUGUAUAAGUUGAAGUUUCCUGAAUUGGUUAUGAUCACAAGAAUUUAUAAACUACGUUCAAU